Astrephomene gubernaculifera is the source of this 1221-nucleotide messenger RNA. The record is from the annotation of a GenBank genome assembly. Lineage: Eukaryota; Viridiplantae; Chlorophyta; Chlorophyceae; Chlamydomonadales; Astrephomenaceae.
AUGGGCGGUGCUGGCGGCGGCCCGCUGUUGAACAACAACCCAUGGGGCAACGUGGGAGGGCUGCCGCUGCCGCCGCCGCCGCCUGCCCAACAACAACAGCUGAUGGGCUCGGACGCUGCGGCCGCCGGCCCGGAGGGGGGUCCCCAGCCUCUGCGUCGUCUGGGUUCCGCCUCUACGAGCAGCCUGCAGGGGGAGGCUGCAGCAGCCGCGGCAGCGGCGGCAGGUCCUGGCGCUGGCGGCAGGAGCAGGGUGGCGCAACCCCGCAUGGUCGCCUUUCCCAUGCCUCCGGAGCAGCUCCGGGAUCGGCUGGUGACUGACAUGCAGCUCCUGCUGUGCCUCCCCCGCACCCUGCGUGACCGAGUGCUGCGAACCGUGCCGCCGGAGCGGCUGGCGGCGAAGCCGCCGAUGCCGCCGCCGCCGCCGGCUGUCGUACGGCAGACGGCCAGCGGCGCCGCCGGCGGUGUUGUUGUACGGCCAGCGGCGUCGAAGCUGUAUACGAUGAUGUUGGGCGGCGACGACGGCCCCGCGGUUUCGGAGCAGCCCAGCGUCGUACAGCAGUUGCGGCCGCGAGGACGGGGGCAGGGAGGAGGGGGGCUGAGUACUAUCGGCGAGGAGAUGACGAGCAUGGGAGGAUUCAGCUCUGGCGGCGGCGGGAAUGGCGGAGGCGGAGCGGACGGGAGGCGCUUCUCGGCGUUUCACCAGAUUCCUGGGUUCCAAUCUGGGCCGCUGUCAGCACUGCCGUACCACUUCACAGCGGCAGCAGCAGCAGCUGGCGGCAUGCAUGGCUCGCCCGCCGCCCUGCUUCCCGGUUCAGCUCCGAGCCCGGGCCGGCCCCUUCCAGCGGUACCGCUGUUUGGACCCAUGGGUCGGUCCCUCCUCAACCUUCCAGGACCCAGCGGCAGCCCGGCUCGCGGUGAGGCUGGUGGGCUGGGUGGUUUCGGCGCUGCGGACAGCCGCUUCCGCCCACCUGCGCCACCGCCGCCGCCGCUGCCUGCGCUGCCACCGCCCCUGCCGCCACCCCCCGGCUUUCCCCCACUGCCGCUGUCCAUGCCCUGGCGCCUGCCGGCUCCGGAACCAGCGGCCCAGCUGCCGAAUGCAGUGCAACCGGGCGUGUCGCCGCCGCCGCCACCGCCGCCUGGCAACUUCCCGGCUGCUCCUCCUCCUCCUCCUCCUCCUUCCGCUCAGCCGGCGGUGCCGCCGCUAGGUCGUCCUGCCGUACCA